GGCUGGCUGCCUCUACAACCUCGCCUAAAUCCCACCCAUCGGAGACACCAACUUUUCUCUGCGGCAGAGCUCUCAUUCCCAAGGGCAUACUCCGCCGCCACCAACAACUCUCCAUGGCACUCCCUCGAACCCCAAAACCCACAGCCACACUUCUCUAAAGCUCUCUCUCUCUCUCUCUCUAGGCAUAGACGCAUGUGUAGCUUCUCUAAUGACCCUCUGUGUGCGAGCUUCAAAAGCUUUAGCCGCUACGACCAUCAUCACUGCUUCAAACCCUUUUACUCUCAAGGUACGCCUCCUCUUCCCCUUAGUUUCUUCUUUCCACAACUGCCCCGCUAGCACCAGCAUAGCUCCAAUCUCUGAGACCCAUUACAGAGACCUUAUCUUCAAUACCAUUGAAGAAAAGCCCUGGGCUUUUUGUAACAUUAGGUGGGUCUCUGAUCAAUUCCGAGCUGUUAUUGUUGACCCCGACUUGUUUAUCCGUGUCCUUAAUUCGAUCCGGAUUAAACCCAGAAUCGCUUUGCGGUUCUUCCGAUGGGCGGAGGGCCAACCAGACUUUCAGCAUUCCGAGUUUGCGUUUUGUGUGAUUCUUGAAAUCCUCGUCAAGAAUAAUUUGAUGAGGUCGGCGUAUUGGGUGGUGGAGAGGGUGAUUAGUGUAAAUAUGAAUGGAAUUUUGGAUGUUUUGGUUGAUGGGUAUGUUGGUCCCGAGGUUUUGGUAAAGCUUCUCGAUCUUUUGUUAUUGGUCUAUACUAAAAAAUCAAUGAUUGACCAAUGUUUGUUAGUUUUCAAUAAGAUGAUAAGAAAUGGGUUGUUGCCGGAUGUGAAAAAUUGUAAUAGAAUGCUUAGGAUAUUUAGGAAAAGAGACCUUGCAACUAAAGCUAGGGAGGUUUUUAGAAUGAUGGGUGAGUGUGGGAUUAAGCCGACAAUUGUUACUUAUAAUACUCUGUUGGAUUUGUACUGCAAGGAAGGGGAAGUACAGCAAGCGCUGGAGCUUUUAUCUGAGAUGCAAAGGAGGGGGUGUUUUCCGAAUGAUGUAACGUAUAAUGUGUUGAUUAAUGGGUUGUCAAAGAAAGGAGAGUUAGAGCAGGCCAAGGGGCUGAUUGGAGAGAUGUUGAAAACGGGAUUGAAAGUUUCAACAUACACGUAUAACCCAUUGAUUUGCGGGUACUGCAAGAAAGGAUUGCUUGUUGAGGCAUUAGGUCUUCAGGAAGAGAUGGUAAAUAGAGGAGCUAAGCCUACUGUGGCAACUUAUAAUACGUUAAUGUAUGGCCUUUGCAAGUUGGGAAGAAUGGCUGAUGCUAGACAGCGGUUUUCUGAUAUGCUUAAGAAGAAAGUGAUGCCAGAUGUAGUUUCAUACAACACUCUAAUAUAUGGGUAUUGUAGGUUUGGGAACAUUCGGGAGGCUUUUCUGUUGUUUGAUGAGUUAAAAUGUAGGAAUCUCGCUCCUACUGUUGUUACCUAUAAUUCUCUUAUAGAUGGCCUUUGCAGGUUGGGGGACUUGGAUGUUGCUCGGCAGCUCAAAAAAGAAAUGAUCAACCAAGGGAUUUGUGCUGAUGUUUUUACUUAUACGAUUCUAGUAAAUGGAUCUUGCAAGAGGGGUAAUUUGUCAAUGGCUAAGGAAUUCUUUGAUGACAUGUUGCAAGAAGGGUUGGAGCCAGACCGCUUUGCAUACACCACUAGGAUAGUGGGUGAACUGAAGCUUGGUGACACAUCCAGGGCGUUCAGCAUGCAAGAAGAAAUGCUAGCUAGGGGUUUCCCUCCUGAUUUGAUCACCUACAAUGUUUUUGUAAAUGGGCUCUUUAAGUUGGGCAAUUUGGAAGAAGCAAGUUACUUGUUGCAGAAAAUGGUUCAUGAUGGUCUUGUUCCUGAUCAUGUGACAUAUACUAGCAUCAUUCAUGCACAUUUGGAAAAUGGAGAUCUUACGAAAGCCAAAGAGGUAUUCUACGAGAUGCUGAGCAAGGGCCUAUUCCCUUCAGUUGUGACUUAUACAAUAUUGAUUCAUGCCCAUGCCAGUAAGGGGAGGCUUGAACUGGCAUUUGAAUAUUUAUCAGGGAUGCAGGAGAAGGGUAUUUCGCCAAAUGUGAUAACCUACAAUGUUCUGAUAAAUGGUCUUUGCAAAGUUAGGAGAAUGGAUCAGGCUUACAAAUUUUUUGUUGAGAUGGAAGAAAAAGGAAUACUUCCAAAUAAGUAUACAUACACUAUUUUAAUAAACGAGAACUGCAACAUGGGCAAUUGGCAGGAGGCUUUGAGAUUGUAUUUGCAGAUGCUAGAUAGAAAAAUUCAGCCUGAUUCUUAUACACACAGUGCACUUCUAAAACAACUAGACGAAGACUACAGAUUGCAGGCAGUGCAAUACCUUGAGAGUUUAAUUCUAGGGAGCAAAGACACUUCUGAGCUAAGGACUUGAUAUGGAUUCUGGCUCAACUCUGGUGAUUGGUGACAGAGCACCAUAUCUGUACUCCCAUCAAAACGAAAGUGGUUACAACAACCGUUGGUAAUUAUCCUUGGGAUGAUACUUCAAGAUGGAGCAGCUGAUGGAUAAAUUUGGUAAUUUGAAAAGUCAACUGUCGAAUACUAACUCAUUUUUGAUCCAUUGCUGAUUGCAACUGAGCAAUACUUAAAACCAUUCCUUGGAUCUGGAUCACUAAUUACAUAGUUCAGAGGCAUAAUUAUGCUUCAAAGAGUCAACAAGAGUUAUACAGAUAAAUUUCUCAACUGUAUCAAGUUGUUUCAAAUAAAUCUUGUCAUUAAUAAAUCUCUGACACAAUUAUAUUGUAUUUAUUCAUUCUUUCAAUAUUUUUUGGAGGAAAGGGUGGGAAGGUUGUGAUAUUGCCUUCAUCCUGUAUGAGUGAUUGUAAUUUUUUUAUUAUUUGUAAUCCACGUAAAGAUUUUGAUGCAUGGUACA
Molecule: messenger RNA, 2902 nt
Organism: Alnus glutinosa
Lineage: Eukaryota; Viridiplantae; Streptophyta; Magnoliopsida; Fagales; Betulaceae
Product: pentatricopeptide repeat-containing protein At1g22960, mitochondrial
Exons: 2
Coding region: 209-2404 (731 amino acids)
Cellular component (GO): chloroplast
Molecular function (GO): protein binding
Source: RefSeq, a predicted model, not a curated record